Messenger RNA from Aricia agestis (brown argus), 785 nucleotides. RefSeq lists its product as uncharacterized. Lineage: Eukaryota; Metazoa; Arthropoda; Insecta; Lepidoptera; Lycaenidae. Bases 140 to 724 code for a protein of 194 amino acids. The record is from RefSeq and is a predicted model, not a curated record. The transcript is spliced from 4 exons.
CAGUAAUUUUUGCUACUGUUUCUUAGACGGUAACAACAUUCAAGUUUUACGCUUAAUAGUGUAGUUCUAAAAGAGAUAAAUUACAGUUAUAACUACUAACAAUAUAGCAAUAUACUUAUAUAUAAUAUAACCAGAGAAGAUGCGUUGUGAGUGUCCAGAGUUCAGGCGUUGUUGCUUGUGCCUGCCGCUAAGAUUUGGACUCAUCGGAACCGCCUGGAUCAAAUUAGUGUUAGACGCUCUCUGUCUAAUGUACGUGGCGUUCGCGAUCCACGUCGACGGGCGCAGGCUGCCGGUGUUCCCCAUCGUAUUCCUGUCGGUCGCGACGGUAGUGGUGGUUCUAGAUGUGGGAUUCAAUGGGGUCCUGCUGCGGGGGUGUCAUAAGAAAGAUCCCGUGCUGCUGCGCCUGUUCUACCGCUAUAGCCUCUUCCUCCUGGGCCUCAAUAUCGCCUUCGUGCUGGCCAUCAUCAUCAUGGACAUCGUGAUCAGCGUCCAAUCGCCGUUCUUGUGGAUCGUCACGCUGUACACCUUCUUCACAUUUCUCGUGUUCUGCGUUUUGUCUAUCAUUAUCCACCUCUACCUGUCUAUUCUGGUGAGGAGUGAGGUACAGAAGUUGGAAGCCACAACACAAUUCCAGUUCACCAACACCGCAGCCGAGGCCGCUUGCACCAUGGCCCCUGGCUAUACGGACACAAAUCCAGCCGCAAACAGACCUGACAAUGUUUAGUAUUAAUUGAGCAGUAUUAUUGGAUAAGUUAAUUUUAUGAAUAAAUGACAAAAAUAUAUUG